Molecule: messenger RNA, 262 nt
Organism: Bipolaris maydis ATCC 48331
Lineage: Eukaryota; Fungi; Ascomycota; Dothideomycetes; Pleosporales; Pleosporaceae
Source: RefSeq, a predicted model, not a curated record
AAGAGAAAAAAAACGAGACGAAAAGAAGAUGUCGUGAGACGAAUAAUUCGGGUGAUAUCAAAUAUAAAGAAGAACAUGGGGCAGAAGAGGUAUCAAAGAACAAAGACCAAGAAAAAAGAAGCGAAUGGAAGAUAUAACUUCAGAGUAAUACAAUGUGAUCAUUUGGUCUUUAAAUUGGGGGGUAAAAAGAAGAAGAAGAAGAGGAGUUCGAUAGAAGCAGGAAGAGGAGGGGGUAAAAAAAAACGAUCCUAAUAACAAUUUU